UGGUCUGGCCACAGGGGCAGGAGCCUUUAAAAGAGGCUGGAUCUGCAGCAGUGCAGCUCGGAUCCACACCAGGAGUUGUUGUGCGUCACGGUGGAAAAACUCUUUUGGAUAUUUUGUUAGUUAUUUUUUAUUCCGGUUCACUCUCCACUCGGUGAUCGUCUCGCGCACGCUGGAGUAAUCGGGGAGUUUGACAGCCACGGUCUCCGCUGGUGACGGUUACGCACAGGCGGGCAGCCACCUCUGUGCGUCCGGAGGAGAGGAGGCCACCAUGCUCUUCCCCUCGGAGAGCUCCUGCAACAUCACGGGCAGAAACUGCACGGAGGGGUUCAACUUGACGCAGCAGCUGGAGGCCGGUGCCGCCGGUGCCGCCGCCGCUGCUGGGAACAUCAGCGGGAGGAGAAACGCCACCGACCCGUUUGGACGGAACGAGGAGGUGGCCAAGAUCGAAAUCACCGUCCUGAGCCUUGCGUUUCUCGCGGCCGUGGUGGGGAACGUGAGCGUGCUGCUGGCCAUGUACAAAACCCGGAGGAAACCGUCGCGCAUGCACCUGUUCAUGAAGCACCUGAGUCUCGCGGACCUGGUGGUGGCCUUCUUCCAGGUGCUGCCGCAGCUCUGCUGGGAGAUCACCUUCCGCUUCUACGGGCCGGACUUUUUGUGCCGCAUCGUGAAGCACCUGCAGGUGCUGGGCAUGUUCGCCUCCACCUACAUGAUGGUGAUGAUGACCCUGGACCGCUACAUCGCCAUCUGCCACCCGCUGCAGACUCUCCAGCAGCCCACGCAGCGCGCGUACAUCAUGAUCGGCUCCACCUGGGCGUGCAGCCUGGUCCUCAGCACCCCGCAGUACUUCAUCUUCUCCCUGAGCGAGGUGCACCCCGGCUCGGCCGUCUACGACUGCUGGGGACACUUCAUGGAGCCGUGGGGGCUGCGCGCGUACAUCACCUGGUUCACGGCCGGGAUCUUCCUCGUGCCAGUGGUCGUGCUCGUGCUGUGCUACGGAUUCAUCUGCCGCACGAUCUGGAGGAACCUCAAACACAAGACCCGGAGGAAGAGCGUGGGCGCGGUGGCAGAGGCCACCAAGGACGGGAUCCUGGGCAGGAACUCGGUCAGCAGCGUCAGCACCAUCUCCCGCGCCAAAUUACGCACGGUGAAGAUGACUUUCGUGAUCGUGGUGGCGUACGUGGUGUGCUGGGCGCCGUUCUUCACCGUGCAGAUGUGGUCAGUGUGGGACGAGACCUUCUCUUGGGACGACUCUGAGAGCACCACCGUGACGCUCUCCGCCCUGCUGGCCAGCCUCAACAGCUGCUGCAACCCCUGGAUCUACAUGAUCUUCAGCGGCCACCUCCUCUCGGACUUCGCCGGCAGCCUGCCGUGCUGCCGCCGGCUGAGGAACAAGUUCGGCCAACCCCAGGACUCGGACAGCAGCUUCCGCCGGACCACGCUGCUGUCCCGCCUGCAGGGGCCGCGCCUUUCCGAUCCGUUCAGAGACCUGAACCACAUCCCUAAAAACUGUCCGCAGGUCCCGUCUGCAUCCUGACCGCCGGGCACACCGCCUUUAUGUGUGUGCAUCUGCUUGGCUAAGACUGCACGGGAAACAUGAACUGGUUUAAUCUGCUGGUUUCUAGCAGUGGAAGAAGGUGUGAUCUCACCUGAGGGUGCGGUCACACCCACAGUUUCUCCUCUUUGGUCCGAUCCGGAGUGGAAAAGUUUACUGCGUGGUUGUUUUUGAUGUCGGGUCUGUUAAGGUUCACACUGCUGUUAGAAACAGAGUUUUAACAACUCUUCAGUCUGUCAGGUUAAACUUCAGCUGUUAGCAUGGUGGUCUUGUCUGUGCUCUUUGCUGUAAUUAAAUGUCAAAACAUAUGAAAAAUGGCUGAUUAUGAGCAUCUGCUGACUCUCAUAUGUCAACAUACAUACAUGUCUUUAAGGGGGUUGUUUCCUGUAGAUAUUAAGAUUACAGUCUGACUCCUAGAAGAGGAAACAGACCAUCAGCUGUUCGAGUGGCGGCGCUCCACAAACCGGGGCUACAGGAGUAAAUAAAAACUUUACAGUGAGAAUAAACUCUCCCAUAUCUGGUCUGAAUGCACCAAAAUGUGAUGUUGUGUACGAACUACAGUAAGCAUGCCUGUGGAAAAACAUUUAAUGAACAAUUCUGUGUAUGUGCUUGGAGAUGUGUUAUGAAUUUUAAUGUGUGAGGCAAGUUUACAAAGUUAACGUUUAAGAGAUUUAAAGGAUGAUUCCCGUGUUACUUUACUGUAAUCUCAUUCAUCUGCAAACCCCAUGUGUUGUUCAUCCUGCCACUGCUUCCAACUGAAAACAUAAUGCAAAAAAAAAAAAAAAAAGACUUCACAAAUAUGUAGUUUCACUUUUCAAAAAAGCUCAGUAAAGCUGGUCACUGUAGUUUUUAACAAACAGUAGGAAACAGAGGUAGAAAUAGAGUUGGGGACUAUUUUCUGUGGCGGAUUAAUCCACAUUUGGUGCUCGCGUGAGUAUUUGUGGCAUCAAAAUGGUGUGUGUGUGUGUGUGUGUGUGUGUGUGUCUCGACUGAGUCAGAAUAAACUACAGUGUGUGUGUUCGUGUUAAUGAAGGAACAUGUCACUGAGCUCUAUGGCUCGGAGGAAUAAGACACUUCAGGCUUUGGAUACUUCAAACAAUUAAGUGUUUUCACAGUAAGAUAAAUGUAGAAUAUCAUCAGCUAAACUGUAAAGUUAUUUUCUUGAAAUAAUCCCUUGUAUUUUUUGACAUAAGGUGAUGAGUUAUUCACUGUUGGAGCCAUCGACAUGAGUCCUCUAACUCCUGCUCUGGUGGUUUUAGCAGCACUUCAGUGUGAUUCAGCAGGUGAAACACGCCUCAAAUGAGCUGAUGUAGGAUGUAAAACUGCACCUGAGUAACCUCCCUUCAUUAUCUCUAAAGAUGCCAGACAAACAUCCGACGAAAACAAUACUCUUAAACCUGCAAUAACUAAUUUUGUCGUCACCUUUCAGGCUGGUGUGGUGAACGUGUGAGCAAACAGCCGGUUAUUUCCACAUCCAGCUGCCACAGAGUGAGGUGAUCGCUCGUGUGUGGCGUGGCGUUUGUGUCACCUGAUGAAUCUAAACCCAGUACUUCAUCUCUUUUUUAGCUCUGUGUUUGGUCUCCACCAGCUCCUGAGGGAAAUAUCUGGCUCGUUAUGAGAGCGGUGAGAGUGAUUUGAAUAAUGUUUAACAUAAAAACAAUCCUCCCAAGAUCGCAGCUCGUUUACUGUUGUUCAUGUCCGUCGACCGGACCGGACCGGACCGGGUCUCUGCUUUACAGGACCGACCGUCACUAACUGAUAUUGUCUUAUGUCAAACUAUCCAAAUACAUUUCUUUACAUUUGCAGCAUCACACACACAUACACAUACAUGUCACUCCACGUGUGAAAGGUACUAAAGGUACUCGGGUUAUAUAGGAGUUAUUUUCAAUAGUUUCUCUGCCAGUUAAUUUUUCUCAAUUGUUAUUGAUUAAUUGUUUCAUCUUAAAAAAAAAUGUACAUCAAUCCAACACGUUCAUUUUAGGUCCAAACGCCACAGAAAUAUUCCGUUUACUUUCAUAAAAUAUGAUGCAUUAUAACAGAUUACACUGCAAAAAGUAUGUUUUAGGAACACUUUGAUCAUAUCAAAUUUAAGUUUAUAAAUAUAUUAUAAAUAUUACACUGUGUACUUUUACUUUUGAUACUUAAAGUAUGUUUUGCUGCUAAUUCUUCUGUACCUUUGAGUAAUAUUUUUGAUGUGGGACUUGUGUAAUUGAGUAUUUUUUAUAAUGCAGUACUGUUAAUUUUACUUCUUCCAACAUAAGACAAAAGAAAAAACUGGAACAUCAGAAAUUUGUGUCAUUUAAAAAAAAAAAAAAAAAACACAACUUUAACAAUUAAAGUCUUAUCAGAAUUGUUGCGGAUUAAUUUCCGGUCCAUCCACCAGAUUAAUCACCUCUGAAAGGUGCGCGACCUCCUCAAUAUACCCUGUUAGAUUUGAAACGAAGUAAAUGAAGUAAUUUGAAACUUAAUUAUUUUUACAGCCACACUAAAGUCAUGUGAGCUCACUCAGUCACUUCCACUGUUAAAUGGAUGAGAGUGAUGAAGAUAACAAAUGUAAUGUACGUUAACGAUGAUUAAAACUGCACUGCGUUUUAAUUUAGACUAUAUUACACACACACACACACACACACACACACACACACUUGUACUGCUCUGCAUUGGGGUCUGUGAUAGAUGUUGUUGUUGUUGGUGUAAAGACGUUUUAUUAAUGUAAUGUAUUGUGUCAUCUGUAUAUUGUUGGAUUAUAUAUAUUGCACAUGUUGUAAAGAAAGAUAAAUGUUAAUUCCUUGUAUCCUCAUAUGACGUCUGACUAUUUUCUUCUUCUCUCUGACUGCACAGAAACACGUCACACAGGUAACAGGAGGUUUACAGGUGACGUGACACAGCUGCUCUG
This is a messenger RNA of Seriola aureovittata, 4445 nucleotides long. RefSeq names its product arg8-vasotocin receptor-like. Lineage: Eukaryota; Metazoa; Chordata; Actinopteri; Carangiformes; Carangidae. The transcript is spliced from 2 exons. Gene Ontology annotation, biological process: positive regulation of vasoconstriction; G protein-coupled receptor signaling pathway; regulation of systemic arterial blood pressure by vasopressin. Gene Ontology annotation, cellular component: membrane. Gene Ontology annotation, molecular function: vasopressin receptor activity; peptide binding. The record is from RefSeq and is a predicted model, not a curated record. The coding region runs from base 269 to 1534 and encodes 421 amino acids.